Molecule: messenger RNA, 4091 nt
Organism: Aplysia californica (California sea hare)
Lineage: Eukaryota; Metazoa; Mollusca; Gastropoda; Aplysiida; Aplysiidae
Product: cell division cycle protein 16 homolog
Exons: 4
Coding region: 1479-3980 (833 amino acids)
Biological process (GO): cell division
Cellular component (GO): nucleus
Molecular function (GO): DNA binding; protein binding
Source: RefSeq, a predicted model, not a curated record
GUCGCGCAGGUGCCAGAGGCAAAAUUAUGAAGAAAAUGGCCACAAAAAUUGACGUCUUUCAAAGGUUGAGAGCCUUUGGAGACUGCAAAUUAAUCUACUUUUUUGGGAGAGUUUGAUCAAGUUUUUAAAGUAAAAUCCAGACAGAAAUGUGUUUUAUGAGUGGGAGGAGUUUGGGAUGAAGCAUAUGUGCCCACGCCCCUCUAGACAGCUUAACAUGUACUUUCAGUAGGCGACAAAAUAGGAACAAGGUAAUUAUAACACAAUUCGUAACAUUCAUCAUCUCUCAUUCUUGCCCGUUUGAACUCCCAGAGGAGCAUAGGCCAUCAACAACAUUUCUCCAGCAGCCUGUCCUGUGCAUCCUUUUCUAGCUGUUUCCAUGACGUCCCCGCCUUUUCUAGUUCCGCUUGUACCGGUCGCCCCCAUGUCGGUUUGGUGGCUUCCUUGCUUUUGGCUUUCACCAUCCUGCGUCAUUCUACUCUUCAUUUUUCCUCCUCUCUUCGGUGAUGAAGGUCUUCCAUCUUCCUGAACUGUCGGUGGUGGUGUUUUUCCUGUUUAUGUUUUUGUAGCUGUUUUUGUUCUUAGUUUUACGAGAUUUUAAAGGGCUGCUAACCAUUUGCCCAACCGACCUUAGUCGCUUUCUAUGACUUGUACUUUACGGGUACACCACGUGGCCCUAUUCUUUGCUCCCAUGUCUCUUGGACAGGGCCCCGAUAACCGCACCGGCAGCAGGAUCAUUAAUGAUCUUUGAUAGAAUAUACGGCAGUAGCAGUAGCUGGCAAUACAAACAGCAGUAGCAAAGGCAGCAGCAGCAGCAGCAACUGCACCAGCAGAAACAACAACAGCAAAAAAUUUUUAAAAAAAUAAAAAAUAAAAAAUAGAAUAAAAUAACAGCAGGCCCAAGGUAUUCACAUCUCUUACAUUAUCGCUACUAAGAUCGCCAAACACAAUAUCAUCUUUUAUUCAUGGCAGCAAACAUCGUUCUCUUUUAUUCUGACUCAUAAUUUGAGAAAGACAACCACUUGCCACUGUAGUGUAGCGGGAGGUGUUUCGUUGUUGUGCGCAGGAGACCAGGGCCCGAUUUCCGAGUGAGAGAUUUUAAAAAAAUACAAUUUAAUCGAGUGUCUCCUCCUUGUGCUGGCUUGUAUCCUCCUCAGUUCGCAGCCCGGAUUGGCCUUGACAAGCAGUGUCCGCCUCUUAAAGAAACUUAAAGUGUGUCGGUGGAGGUGUUAAAACACUUGCAUUGAAAAGAAAAAGAUACAGAAAGCUUCUAGUAACGUUUGGAAUAUUCAAAAUUAGUAUGAACACUAUUACAAACUCGAUGACGACAUUUGGCACUUUAAAAAAGAAAGGGGGUGGGACCCAGAAAAAAGUGUUCAAUGUUGUGUAAAAAGAUUCUUUCGUUUAAUCAAGCAUCUUCAUACUUUUUACAACACUAUAGAUUCUACAUUUUCAUUGGUUUCUAAAGGAAGUAAACAAAAAUGGCGGCCUCGGAGGGAAGUGUGAAGGCUGAAGCCCCCGAAGACGAAAUACACAAUGCAAAGGGAUCAGGUUGUCUCAAUCUCUGUUCGAUGAGAAAUCGAGUUAGGAGUUACAUCGAUAAGACAAUGGCUCCAACACCAAAGGGGAAGAAAAAGGCAAAGCAUGAUGUCGCUGUGCUUGAAACGGCCAUUGAGGCCGUUCGUUCAAAAGCCAUGGGGCUGAGGAAGGCGGCCAAGCAUUUUGGCAUUGCAGUGUCUACCCUUUCGGACAAGGUGCAUGGCAAGUCACCGAUAGAGUAUGUGCCUCACAGCUUGCUCACCCAGCACGAGGAAGAACGAUUGGUACAGUGGUUGCUGAAGAUGUCUAAGCUGGGUUUUGGGCAGACCACUGACGACAUUAGGGUCAUGGCAAAGGCCAUCAUGGAACUAAGUGGGGGGACCACAAAAGACCCCUCAAAUCUCCCCUCCCCGGCAUGGGUUUAUCGUUUCUUGGAGCGCCACUCAGAGCUCUCCCUCAGGACGCCGAUGUCGCUGGCGAAGGAGCGAGCCCUCGUGACUCCCCCAAAUGUGGAGAGAUGGUUUCACGACUUGAAAACCCACGUGGAUGCCCUGGACCCCACCCUUUUGUGCGACCCAACUCGCAUUUUCAAUGCAGAUGAGAGUGGAUUCAGUUUCGAUCCCAAAUCAAGAAAGGUGAUUGCAUUCAAAGGGGCCAAGACGGUGUACACAGCGUUGUCUGCAAACAGCAAGACACAGGUCACAGUGUUGGCCAGCGUGAACGCUGCGGGGUUGUAUCUGCCGCCGUUGCUGAUCUACCCGUACAAACGGAUACCUGGCAAAAAUCUACUGGAAAGUUUCCCUGAAUCUUUGCUGCAGGUAUCCGACAAUGGACGGAUCACCUCGGCCAUUUUCUUCACAUGGCUGAGGGAUUCCUUUAUCCCAGCAACUGAACAGAUAGAAAAGCCACUGCUGUUGCUUGUUGAUGGCCACGUCAGCCACAAAGCUCUUGUGGAGAUUUCCAAAAUUUGUGAGGAAAACAAGGUCAUCCUGUAUUGCCUCCUGCCGCACGCCUCCCAUCUCGUGCAACCUUUGGACCAGGCAUUUUUUGGUUCAGUUAAAUCUGCGUGGUCCGCAGCCAGUAGGCGCCACAUGGCAGAGACAGGGAAUGCCGUUGGCCUGGACUCCUUCGCCAAAGUGUUCCAGCCUGUUUGGCAAAGCUGUGCUACCAAAGCCAAUGCAGAGUCCAGCUUCAGGGCUGCUGGCAUCUUUCCAUUCUCACCGGAGAGAGUCCUUCUCACCAAGAAGAUGCUGCCCAGCCAGGUGUUUCGAGACUUUUUCUCCACCGGGCCUGUGGCUUCUUCAACGUCUCCGCCCCCAGUCCUUGCCCCGCCUGUGGCACAUUCUCAGCUUCCUGAUGCAAUCAAGGAUGAGCCAAUGCCAUCAUCUCCAUUUGAGCCAAUGCCAUCAUCUCCAUUUGAGCCAAUGCCAUCAUCUCCAUUUGAGCCAAUGCCACCAUCUCCAUUUGAUCCUCUGGCAGUUUCACCCGUCCAAGAUAUUUCAAACCGGCCUCAAAGUCGGGGGCCAACGCCCCCAGAACCGACGUGCAGUGGACUCCAAACCUCAGCCCCAACUCCCCAACAAAGCGCAGCCCGAGAGCCUGAAAGUGCGUACACCGUCAAACAGUUGGAGGCGAUGAGAAACUUCACCCUUUUUGUUGUGGACGACCUCGGGAGGAAUGGGUUCUUGAGGUGUCAUCAAGCCCUCACAAGAGACACCACAGAGAACCACGAGGGGUUCAUGCAAUUUAAAAGGCUUGCAGCCAAUUUAAAAUCUUCAUUUGAGAUUCCUGAAGUUACCACCCAGUCUAGAGCGCCCCUGACCUCCAAUGACAUCCUCAGGCUCCCCAACUUUUCUGGCAAGGGAAAAAAGAAGAUGAAAAAAGCAGCACCCAGGAUGCAGAAUGUGCUGAGUGGGGCAGAGCGCAGGGAAGCCAUCAGAUUGAAGGAGAGUGCCAGAGAGAAACAAGAGAAAGAAAAGUUGGCUAGGAAGACAGCAAGAGAAGAGGAGGCUGGGCAGAGUAGAGAAAAUUGGGAAAGGAGACUUGGGAGGGAGAUGACUGAAGUGGCGAGGCAGGAAAAGGCAGCAGAGAUGCAGGGCGAAUGGCAGGAGAAGAAAGACCAGGCUUUGCUGAAGAAGUUAGAAAGGGGGGCUCCGAAGAAAAGAAAGCGAAGUGACAGCGACGAGGAUGAAAACGUGAAGGGGGAAGUGGAACAGAUCAUGAGAGAAGCAGAUGAAGAGGAAAGUGUCGAGGAUGAAUAUGGUGAAUCGAAUGACAAAUGUAAAGGGUGCGCUGCAAAAAGACAUGAGGCUGAUCUGUUGGUAGCCUGUGAAGUUUGUGAUUCUUGGUGGCACACAAGCUGCACAAAGUCAGCAUCCAAUUUAACCGUAGAGGAGCUGGAGGACUUUUCCUUUGUGUGUGACAAGUGUUGCCCUAACCAGUAGUUUCAGGCAUACUUACACAGGGUUUAGAGAAUGAGUGCAUGAAGGUGGGCAUGUGUUGUGUGUUUGUAUGUGUGCAAGUGCUUAUCUGUCGCCAGAAAUAAAAAAUGGUCU